Cyclopterus lumpus (lumpfish) is the source of this 1306-nucleotide messenger RNA. RefSeq names its product motor neuron and pancreas homeobox 1 (gene mnx1). Gene Ontology annotation, molecular function: sequence-specific double-stranded DNA binding; DNA-binding transcription factor activity, RNA polymerase II-specific. Gene Ontology annotation, cellular component: nucleus. The record is from RefSeq and is a predicted model, not a curated record. The coding region runs from base 42 to 977 and encodes 311 amino acids. Lineage: Eukaryota; Metazoa; Chordata; Actinopteri; Perciformes; Cyclopteridae. Gene Ontology annotation, biological process: regulation of DNA-templated transcription; endocrine pancreas development; central nervous system development. The transcript is spliced from 3 exons.
CUUCAGCAGCAGAAGCGACAAAGACGCGCACCGGGGGCCCGAUGGAGAAAUCUAAAAACUUUCGCAUUGACGCGCUUUUAGCCGUCGAUACCCCCAAGGCGCAGACCUCUCCGCUCGCGCUCGUGACUUCCCUGUCCUCCUCCAUCCCGUCGUCUGGAAGUGUGGCAGCCACGGAGCUGACCAGCCGAGUCGACUCUUUACGCACCGAGACGCCGUCUCCGCCGAGGAUUUCCAACUGCGGGUUGAUUCCUAAACCGGGUUUCCUCAACAGUCCGCACAGCAUGGUUGGAUUACAUCCGCAGAGCCCCGCAGGGAUCCCCGCACAUGCUCUCUACGGCCACCCCAUGUACAGCUACUCCGCAGCAGCGCUUGCAGGCCAACACCCUGGCCUGUCCUACUCCUAUCCACACGGCUCCCAUCACCACCACAGUGAUCCCAUCAAACUGACAGCCAGCACCUUCCAGCUGGACCACUGGCUGCGGGUCUCCACCGCCGGGAUGAUGCUGCCCAAAAUGUCUGACUUUAAUUCUCAGGCUCAGUCUAACUUGCUUGGCAAGUGCAGAAGACCAAGAACUGCAUUCACAAGUCAGCAGCUGCUGGAGCUGGAGCAUCAAUUCAAGCUGAAUAAGUACCUGUCACGACCGAAGCGCUUUGAAGUGGCGACGUCCCUCAUGCUGACCGAAACUCAGGUUAAAAUCUGGUUCCAGAACAGACGCAUGAAGUGGAAGAGGAGUAAGAAGGCCAAAGAGCAGGCCGCCCAGGAGGCCGAGAAGCAGAAAGGCAACAAGGGCGGCCAGGAGAAAUCGGACGGACUCGAACAGUCGGACUAUAAGAGCAAGACGGACUCAAAAAAUGGCAGAAUAAGAGACUUUAGAGACAGUGACGACGACGAGGGCGAUAAUUUCCUGUACAACUCGUCAGACUGCUCCUCAGACGACGAGAGGAAUCACACCAGCGACACAAGCCCGCAGCCUUGAAGCUGAAGAAGGGCGAAAGGUGGCGAUCUCCAUUUGUAAUGACUGUGGGGGGGAUUUUUUGCUAUAAAAAUGCAGUUGCAUGUAAUCCAACGUCUAAAUCACCUCCCAUGGCAUUUUUUUUCCUUCUUCUUCAUGAAAAGAAUACAAUUUAGGUCAAGCAUAGAUGAUCUUGGUGUCACAAACAAGCAAUAAAGCAGGAGAUAUAUAAUGGGAGCAUCAUCCAGCACUAUAUGGACUGUGACAUGGUGCAUGGUUUAUAUGCAACCGCUGUAAACUGGCUCAGGACUUUGCAAUCAUUUGUCAGUAUGUAGCCAUACAGUAAAUAGCCC